AUGUCUCCUGACUGCGAUUUUAGUUUUACCGGUGGACUCAUUAAUCGAUCUUGUUCCAACUUUUUUCUUUCGCUGCUAGUGAAACGCAACAAACAGAAAGAUGGGUACAAAAUUAACAAUAUGCAACGGUGUCCUUACAUUCAUGAGAUGAAAGAGCGUCUUUUAGGGGAACAAAUCGCCAUGGAACCGCUAAGCAAACCUAUACCAACCCCUCCGCCACUUAAUCUAGAACAACAUCAGCAGACUGUAGGGACUGUAGUUAAGUUAAAUCCUGAUGGAUAUGGUUCCCACACAUCCCCAACUCAUAACAGAACUGAUAGAAUCCCACUGAUGCCUCGGGAACCAAGUGAAGAGUACCACGUUGUAGAUAGAAGGGUUUUUCCUAAAAACGCCAAGACUUCUCUGUUCAUAAUAACCAGCUUUAUAUACGCCAAACUCUUGAUAGUAGUGUGCGUAGCGUACGUUAUAUCAGAUGUAGUGACCCAUAGUAUCCCCUUGUAUUACUACGAAGGGUUUUUCACCUACCUAUAUGGCAUGAGCAUCCUUUUCUUGCUGUACGUUUUCUGCUUUCUUUUGCAAGAAAGUACAUGCUGUAGCGGCGACAAAAAGGAAAAGGCCAUAAAGAAAGCCGCUAAAGAGAAAGCUAAAGAAAAAGAGAAAGAAAAAAAACUAGAAGAAAAAAGAAAGGAGAAAGAGGAAAAAGAAAAGAAGAAGAAAAAGGAAAAGGAGGAUAAAAAGAAAGAUAAGGAUAAGGAUAAAGAUAAGAAGAAGGAUAAGAAACAGGAAAAGAGAGAAGUGUUUCCUCGUAAGAAACGGGACUUGGUCUACCAGAGGGCCCAAUCCCCCAAUAGCCAGAGCACGUAUCGUCGCAACUCUGAAGGGGUUGUAGAUGCGGGACUGUCCGCAGUGCCGGUCCCUGUGGCCGAGAUCGGUGCACUUCAGUCUGACCCCCCUAUUCUCCGGCAGGAAAGCAACCAGCAGCAGGUACCCUGCCCGCCACCCAAUUCCGCCCAGCAGGUACCCUGCCCGCCACCCAAUUCCGCCGUCACUGAUGUCGAAGCUGGAACGGUGAACAAAGCUUUGCGGAAACGGAAAACCACCCAAAACGACCAGAGCCACGGAAGCUUCUUUCUUCGUAUCGGAGCCAUAGCGUUUGGGCUUGGUACCAUGAUAUACAAUGGUUUGGAAUUUGGAGCGUUUUUCGAAAUACCGUUCACGUCACCUUGCUAUAUGAUCCUUCGUGGCGUAAAUCCUGUACUUCAAAUGAUUUUCACUUUCAUGCAAAUGUACUUCAUAUUUAUGAAUUCUCGAUUAAAUAUUCAUCGGUUCAAAGUGAUAGCCCGAUUUGGUCUGAUGCAUAUUGUAGCGACGAAUAUAUGCGUUUGGAUUAGGACGCUGGUUUUGGAAUAUCUAAAAGAAAUUACCCAGUAUCAUAAACGUUUUAUUAAUGAAACUACCGACGAUGGACUUCUGGCAGAGAGUAUACGAAUUCAUACUCUCCGAAAUGCCAACACGAUUUUGGGCACGCACAAAGCUGUGCCCGACCACUUGUUAAUCGCAGCCUCCACCGUGAAACCUGCACAACCAAUUACAUCGACAUUAGGCACGACAUUAGAAAAUAUCGCUUCCACGACAACCAGAGCUGUUAAAAAUUUACACAGUUUUACUUUUCCCUCAACAACUCCAUCAACUACCCUUCGACGUCUUAUGAGAUCGACUACUACCACCACCACUACAACAACUCCAACUCCUCCACCGUUAUGGAGGACUUUUAGGACAAUACCCAUGAUGCCAACAACCUCGUCAUCGACAACAGUUUCGCCUUUCAAUCACACAACUUCCAUGACAACGCCCAACAGAAUGUGGAAGAGACUUUAUACAACUGCGUCAACUUCGACCACGAAGCACUUUAAGAAUUUUUUCGAUUUUCGAAGUCCCAGUAAUUUUCGUGAGAAUGUAGUCAAUGUAGCUGACGAUAAUCCACCAGUUCUUAAUGGUACAAACUUUCUCGACGAAAUGUUUCCUCAAGCUUGGAUCAGUAGCUGGAACACGAAUUCAUCCAAUGUCACUGCUUUAAACGCUAAUCCACUCAAUUGUGGUAGAAUUAAUAUAAUGGGUAGCAUCGUACAAGAUUCAGCGCCAUAUCUAUUUCCAUUCAUUAUUGAAUAUUCGUUAAUUGGUGCUGCUGUAAUUUACGUGAUGUGGAAGCACAUUGGAAGAAAUCCUAGAUAUGUGACGGAAGAAGAUCUGGAACACCGUUUGGAAAUCAUGUUGUCUCGAAGGGCCGUUGCAAUGGCCCAUGCCCAACAUGGACGAGUAGAUUGUGUUGGUGCUUCCAAAGGUUUAUUCUUUGGACUACUCAUGUUAGUCGGUUCCCUGAUAUGCCUGAUUCUAUUCUUUGUCCUUAUACAUCAUCCCGAUUUAGGAUUAUUAGCGAUUUACUUAGCUGACGUGUCUCACUGUGUACUUAUGGUGCUUAGUAUUUUUGCGAUUAUCAUCGGAUUUGUAAGAACGCGCUACAUGUCUUCGGACCUGAAUUGUAGGGUCCAAACGCUCAAGUUUAGGGUCGACGAGCAGAACGACCUCAACGAUAUAUUGCUUCGAGUCUCUGCAUUUGGAUUAUUCACUUACGCUGUAUUCAGCAUUAUAGCAGGGUCCCUUAAUGCAUUCACCAACGAACCGAACUUACUAGUCAUGCUCACUGGAUUCUUGUCAGUACUACAGGUCGUUCUUCAACUGCUGUUUAUAGCAGACGUUUCGAGACGUCGCGUACAUCUUCCGGAACACGAUCGUUCAAAGCCAGGCAGACAAAUUGUAACAUUUUUACUUAUUUGCAACGUAACCAUGUGGAUAAUAUACACGUUCGAAUCCCAAAAAGUCGAGGCGAACCCGAUUCAAUUGGAAUUUUAUGGUUUUCUCGCAUGGGCAAUUAUACAACGUAUCACGUUGCCGUUGUGCAUCUUUCACAGAUUCCACUCGGCCGUGACACUAGCUGAAAUUUGGAAGACUAGCUACAAAGCUCGCUUGGAUUAAAUCGAUUGAAAAAAAGAUGAUACAUAUUUUUGCAUUUAUAUUGAAGUACAUAUUAAUAAUUUAGUCAUGAAUUUGUUGUUGUGAACCGGUACGGCAUAAAACUCAAAGAUUGCUCAUUGCGUUUUCAAUGUAACUAUUAUAUUAAUAGUACUUUGUGUAUAUAAUUUAUAUAUUUAUCGUCUCGUUCCUUAAUCCGUUAUUAUUUAUUGAAUUUAAACUAAGAGACGCACACAUAAGAUUAGAAAAACCAAAGCUAGGGAAAAGAGAAGAACAUGUAUAUUGUUAACAAUAAUUCAUUAUUAUAACAAUUAACUAUUAUAACCAUCCCAACGUAGGCAGUCCUCAUAAUAUCAUAAUUAUAUUUCUAAUACCUAAUAUAAGUAAAUAUCUAAAGUACGUAUGUGCCAUGCCAAAAACAAAUCCACCAAUCGUUGUGGAAAACGACAAUUUUUUGGUAUCACACAUUGUAACUCGAACAAUUUUACAAUACAUAUAUAUUACAUACGAUGUUUAGCUGUUAGAGAGAUUCUUGUUAUAAACUGUUGUAAGAUAAAUUUAAUAGAUUUAUAACUGUUUCGAACACAGAUAACGUCAUAAAAUGUUCUACUAAAUUUCAUGGUCAUUACAUUUAUGAUAUGUACAUAUACAGAAAUUAAUUUUUCACAACAUUCAUUAAUCUCUCUAUAAUUUGGAUUACCUUUAUGUAAGCAUAUUUUUAACCGGUACAGUUUUGUCUGAAAUUAGUUCGGUCGCUUUUAGUCGAUACUGGAGGAAACAAUCUAAAAUUUAGUACAAUAACGAUUAAUCAGCUUAUUAUGCUGUAAAUAUAGUAGACACAUAUCCAUUUUGUGGAAAAAUGUACCGCCAUCUAAACAAAAAUCAUCGUGAGAUAUCACUCGACUGUCAGUAUACAGGAACAAAAGAAAUAUAUUUUACGAUAACUAAUUCUACUCAACACGAAAUUUACUGUAAUUAAUUCAAACAUGAACACCAUCACUUCUAAUAGGUACCCAUUAUCUUAGUUAGGCUUCAUCAUACUCUUCAUUGCAUUGGCGUAGAUAAAUAGUGAGGACAGGUUCGUUCUAAAUUAAAAUUUAAUUUAUAAUUUGAGGUACCUAUCUAAUUUGUUAUUCAUUUGGAGAUAAAUUUUCUUGUGCAAUACGGAUUGCGAUAAGUAUUUUAACGACAAGAUAAUUUUUCAGCGUAAAUCAUUAAUUUUCUAAGAUAUUUUAGAUCUGUAGAUAUUAUACAAAACAUACUGCAAUUAGUACUUGUUACACUUAUACACAUAAAUGUUAUUUGCAUUUCUACUUUUAUACCUUAACAAUUAGUACAAGGAAAAAAUUCGUAAAAUAUUUUGAGAUGUACUGCAUGAAAUUUUUGUGGACCACUUAAGCUAUGACCACUAUAAGGAUACUUUCUACAGUACUUACAUACUUAUGCCUAAUUUUGAUAGAUGAUUAGUUGACGAUAUUUUAUUUUUUUUUUAUGCUGACAUAAUCUGAUUUUACCUUAUUAGUUUUUACGUAUCUAAUAGUCGAUGUACUGCUAUACUGCUUUAAAAGUACGGACUGACGAUAAAAAGUAAUUUCUCGACUAAAAAUAGAAAAUAGGAUAAAUUAAUAACUACUGUUAACAAGGAUAAUAUUCUUUUGAUAAGGUAAAAUUCGUGUAACUUAAUUUAUUUUAAUGGCUACAUGAAAUGUCUGUGUAAUACUGAGCCGCUCUUCGUGUAAUUUUUGUCUAAUAGGAUAUUAUAGUAUAUUAAUAUGUAAAAAAUAAAACGAAAGAUUGAAACGAAUGAAUGAAUUGAUGUUAGUUAACAAAUUUAAAGAACAAAUUACCAUUACCUAAAAGUGUGUAUAAUACUCAAAUUCUUUGUCAAAUA
Molecule: messenger RNA, 4921 nt
Organism: Agrilus planipennis (emerald ash borer)
Lineage: Eukaryota; Metazoa; Arthropoda; Insecta; Coleoptera; Buprestidae
Exons: 16
Coding region: 1-3033 (1010 amino acids)
Biological process (GO): proton transmembrane transport
Cellular component (GO): membrane
Molecular function (GO): proton channel activity
Source: RefSeq, a predicted model, not a curated record